CCGCCGCUUGACGAUCUCCAGAUGCCAUCGCCGGCCCGCAGCGAGUCACCCAUGUCACCGAGCCCUGCCCAACCGACCGCUGGUGGCAUUCCUGCGCUGGCCAACUUCUCCGUGAUAAACUACGUUGGUAAAAUUCAGAAGCAAUCAUCCUACAAAACAUCCGUCCGUAGUCGGACGCCGUACGAGAGGUAUACGAGCUUACGUUCCGCUGCUGUCGGUCUCGAGCCGCUGGUGGACGACACGACGAGCUCGUCGUCGGAAUUCGGGUGCGGAAGCACCGUAAGUAGCGGCAGCGGUGGCAUCCCCUGCGGAAUCACCAGCCCCGAGCCGAGCGAUCCGAUGGACAGCAUCGAUACGACCGAGGAUGGCAGUAGUUGCACCACCGCCACCGCCGCCGGGCAGAACCGAGUUCGGAGUCGCCGGUCGAUGAGCGUCUCGUCGAGCGGGUGCUCAAGCUCGAUGGACGAUCGGAACAGUGAUUUUUCGCCCCUGGGAAGCAUCGUUAGCUGCCGAUGCAACUCGUACAGCAUGUCUGAUUUCGAUGACGAUGGUUUUCGCGAGGAUAGCAGCGUCUCGACGUACGCAGUAUUUUCCGCCUCCCGCUCCUACCACCAUCCGCUGCACCAUCACCAUCAGAACGUACCACACCAUCCGAACAACCACAAGGGCCUGUUCGACAUAGCGCUGAAGACGGUCCGGCUGAUCCGGCGCAAUCAGGAGCUGCAGCUACGGCUCUCGGAGCUACAGGAAGAAACAAACGCGUUCAUCGAGUCGGUGAUGGCCAACCCGGAGAACGAGCCGCUGCGUAAUCACUUCUACGGGGCGCAAAACAAGCGAAUACCCGUGGCGCCCCCGGUGGCGGUACAAAAAUAGGCUGCUGCUCUUCGAGUGCGGAAAAAACCACCCCCAAAAGUCUGCAGAAAUUAAACAGGACGGAAGAAACUUGUGAACAAACGCAUCAAUCGUUGGCCAGCAGCAUGUGUUGAGCAGAGAGGACGCAUCGUCAAAAUGAAGCGCCACAACGACUCUCUUCGGGCCACCGAUGAUGAUGGCCAUUUAGUUUUUCUCAGAACCAACCCCUUCAACCGUUCAUUAUCGCGCGCUAAGUGGAGAUUAUUUAGUCCGAUCGUGUUGCGAUCGUUGGGUGGCUGAUGAUUGUUUUCGAUCCGGCGACUAAUUGUUUAAAUUAAAUUCGACGAGGAUUGCGCACCUUCAGUCGUUU
Molecule: messenger RNA, 1222 nt
Organism: Anopheles bellator
Lineage: Eukaryota; Metazoa; Arthropoda; Insecta; Diptera; Culicidae
Gene: Cipc
Exons: 3
Coding region: 22-873 (283 amino acids)
Source: RefSeq, a predicted model, not a curated record